AUGAUAUCGAUGGAAGCAAUCAACAAUUUUAUCAAGACCGCACCAAAGCACGACUAUCUGACAGGCGGAGUUCAUCAUUCUGGUAAUGUAGACGUGUUACAAUUAAGCGGCAAUAAAGAAGAUGGUAGUUUAGUAUGGAACCAUACUUUUGUUGAUGUAGACAACAAUGUGGUAGCUAAGUUUGAAGACGCUCUCGAAAAACUUGAAAGUUUGCACCGGCGCUCAUCCUCAUCCACAGGCAAUGAAGAACACGCUAACGUUUAA
Molecule: messenger RNA, 264 nt
Organism: Saccharomyces cerevisiae S288C
Lineage: Eukaryota; Fungi; Ascomycota; Saccharomycetes; Saccharomycetales; Saccharomycetaceae
Gene: YMR106W-A
Exons: 1
Coding region: 1-264 (87 amino acids)
Source: RefSeq, marked reviewed